Messenger RNA from Meloidogyne enterolobii, 746 nucleotides. The record is from the annotation of a GenBank genome assembly. Lineage: Eukaryota; Metazoa; Nematoda; Chromadorea; Rhabditida; Meloidogynidae.
UUCCUCGUUGUUCAUGGGGUGAUUGUAAUGAAUAUUUUUUUCCUGCAACGUGUCAUAAGUGGGUUGCUUUGGCUCUUUUUGGUACACAACAGGAUGCUAUCAAUAUGGAACAGUGGACUGAAUUUGUGAAGCGAUUUCGCUCCGUCCUUGCAAAAAAUCGAAUGAACUUUGCCGAGCCUCAGAUCCUUGUUCGCCAAGCAACUGGUGCGGAUCUGAAAUUACUCAUUCAGGGGUACUAUGAACAAGGGUUUGAGUAUAUGUUAAUUGCUCACCCAGAUAAUGCAGAUCAGAUUCAUCAUGCCAUGAAGUAUAUCGAGCAGAAAACCGAAGUCGUCACGCAGGGUGUCAAGAUGUCGACAGUAAAGAAUGUCAUCUUUAAGGAUCGUUUUCUGACAUUGGCGAACAUCAUCCACAAGACUAAUGUAAAGAUGGGAGGACAUAAUUAUACGAUUUCUGUUUCUCCGCAAUCUGAUUUAUUUCCAAUUUUUGGGGGUAGUACUUUAAUUGUUGGCAUUGGUUCAAACCAUCCAGCUGGGGGGUUAGCCACGCGAGCUGGAGUUGUGCAACCAACUGCAGAAGGUGACAAAAAUGGAAACGGUAAGAAUGGAAAUGGAGGUAAUGGAAAUGGUGAACAUGUACAACGCAUAACUGUGCCAUCUGUUGUUGGAUUUUCUGCAAAUAUUGGGAAGAAUAAUAGUUUUGAGUUUGUUGGCGACUAUUGUUAUCAGGUUAAUUACUAUCUUUAG